Penicillium oxalicum is the source of this 1110-nucleotide messenger RNA. RefSeq lists its product as uncharacterized. The transcript has 2 exons. NCBI's taxonomy places the organism in Eukaryota, Fungi, Ascomycota, Eurotiomycetes, Eurotiales, Aspergillaceae. The record is from RefSeq and is a predicted model, not a curated record. The coding region runs from base 1 to 1110 and encodes 369 amino acids.
AUGUUGGCGCGCUCUCUCCUGCUGGGUAGCGCUGCUGCCUUGAGUGCGAGUGCCAUGUUGGUAGUUCCGGACAUGGAGCCUCAAAUGGAGGCAGUUGAAAAUGGAUUCGUUAAAAUCCAUCCGUUACUCUUGGCUGACGCUCAUAAUGCAAUGGUCAACCUUCCGUGCCAGGAAUGUCCUUUCCGUGAAGUUGACCAUGAGGGCGUUGCUACUUGGGCUCGGGGUAAAUCCCCUUCGCUGAUGUUGGAAUUCACCGUCGAAGACAGUCUCUUGCUGGCCAACGGACGGCAGAUCUUCCCUCCGGUCAAUCCUGGCCCUCUUCGCGCUAGUCAGCAACUUGAAGAUGGACAGGUCUCGGAACCAAUGAUAGUCGGCUACGCCUUGGAGAUGAUGCCCAUGGAAACGACAGAUAAGAGUGUUGGAAUGGAUCUCUACGAUGUGCGACUGACUAUUCUUGACCUUGAAAGACACCCUAUUGCGGUGGACACGGUGGCCAUCAAGCUCGUCCAAGACUCUGCUGGUGAGCUUUAUAUCGCGAAGACCGAAAUUGAGAAGACCAAGCCAUCUUCCAAUGAACUCUCGUGGGAGAAGUGUGAUGGUAAGGCCACAUGUCUUCGCGAGCUUGCAAUCGGCCGUGUGCGGGGUCUCCUCGCGGCUGCCAAAGAUCGCGUUGCUGCUGCUGCUGCUGGCAAGCCCGGCCGAAAAGGCUGUCACGGAAAGCAUCGCCCCACGGAGGAGAUGGCCGCUUGGUCUAAAUUCGAGAAGGGACAUCACAACGGUGGUCAUCAUCACCACCACCACCCCCAUUCACAUGGUGCUCUUGCGCGAACCAGCAGGCGAAUUGUUCACUUUAUUAUCAUUCCGGCCCUGGUCGGAAUCCUGGCCGGUGUUGCAGCAAGCGCUAUCGGUAUGCUUAUUGGCCAAGCUGUCAUCUUCGUUUGGCGGCGAUACCGGUGCAGCAGCCCCCAAGAGACUCGGACAUCUUGGGAGCACGGUGAGUCUUGCGAAAAGCAAGGCCUUAUUGAGGACAACCUGGAAAUUUCGGAGGAGGAAGCUCUCCCUCAGUAUACCGAAUCGGCGUCUACCCGCAACUCCAUUGACAAAAACUAA